AUGGACCAUAAACAUCAAUUCUUAGAAAGCUGUCAGAAUCCUACAUCACUCAAUGCGACCACGUUGGAUGAUGAACUGACACUAGAUGAUGUCUUUUCCGAUAAUGAAACGAUAGCUGAAGCUGCUUCUGGCCAGGGCAUACCGAAAACGUCAACUCCAGCCAAGAAAAAUGCUGCAGGAACAGAUUCGCCGCGAAUGCAGGGAACUCGGACUCCAGAGAGGAGAGCAGAUGUGACUGAAAGUGCAACGAGGGAUGUAGAGGCAGGUGGGGCCGAGGGUGGGGCUAAGGAUGAGGUCAACCACCAAGUGUACCAAGUCCCGGAACCAGUCGCAUCGAUCUCACCUAUUGGCUUAAGAUAUUCCAGCUUUCAUUUAGCUUCAGGUGCUGGCGACCUCCGGAAUCCUGACAUCAUCCCUGCACGUUCUGAAGCAAUCGAGAUUCCUUCAGCUGCAUCUAGUUGGAGUUCAGAACUUAGCAGUGUUCUGCAUUCAGUAUCCCACAUCGCUGAAGGCCAUGAAAAGCUCAGCAAAGGGUAUCAUAGUCAUUGCGUCCGGAGCAACACACGUCACACUAAGUCUGUCGAGAAUAUGAGGUCACUCCGCGACUCUGUUAGCUCACAUGAAGAGGAGAUGAAGGCCUUCCAGUCCAUCGUGGCCGCCUUAAAGGAAGAUAUGCGAAAAUUGAAGGCGAAGGACCACUACACCUAUCAGAAAACGUCAUACCAUGUCAUCCCGUACGACGAUCUGAAGUAUGAACAGGCAUCGCAGAUACUACUUUCAACAGACGACAACCUACGAGCCGAACUCUUUCUGCUUGGCUUUGGUAGUGGGCACGGCACCCAUCUUUCGUUAAAGGUAACCGGAGACCUUCCAACACGGUGCCACUUUGAAGCUCGUGUUGUUAAUAGUUCCGAUGAUGAGGAAACGAGGAAGAAAUCCACUGAUUUUGAAGAAACCAGUGGUGCACACAUUGUGGAAUUUCCGAAGCUAAUAGAAAAAGAUGUGGUAGAAAACGAGGCCCUUGGGUACAAGAUGAAAGGCAUGCUCAAAAUUACUCUCAUUGUAUCUUGGGAUGAGGUAAUCACUCCUUAGAUUAAUUCAGUCGUAUGGAACAUUACUAUUUUCAAAACAGAAAUAUUUCGUUUUCACAUUAGGAAAAAUGAAUUGCUUCAUGUUUUCCUCAAAGGUUCCCAACUAUUCUGGUACAAUGCAACUCCUUUUGGUUUGGUCAGGAAAACGCAAAUAAUCUCAUAGCAAAUGUAAAUAUUUAAUUGGCAGUUCUAAACUCGCUCCAGACUAAUGUAAAUCUUUCUUCUGUCAUCAAAAAGGAGAAGAAAAAGAAGAAGAAGAAGAAGAAGAGAAGAAGAAGUUAAUAUUUGUACUGCCUCGUCAUGCACUCUUUAAAAUACGUUAAAAAGGGAAACUAACGGAAAUUUGUAGAAAAUUACUUACAUGACCAAAAUUGACAUUCUAUGGUCCAUAUUAGGCAGUUGACAGUUUUGCUUUGCAUACGAAUGUAAAUAGUCUCUUUGAAAAUGUAAAUUCUCACUAAUAAAGAAAAUGCCAAAUUCCUUCCUGCGCGCGUUAUUCCCACAGGGCAAAUCUUUUUUUUCAGAAAAUAUUUAUUCUAUUAAGGAAAUUGAAAUUAAUCUACGGGAAUAUCUGAUACAAAAUUGUGAAUGAAUUAUUUAUUAUUGAAUGAUUUAUGUAUGUAGCAAAUACCCAUUUUAGAUUGAAAGACAACGAAUUACAAUAAUGAUUUUGAUCAUGGUUAAUUAUUGUGGGUGAUGUAAUGGUUUGCACCUUUUUUGUAUAUUGGCCCUUUUUUCGUUAUGUCCUAAAGCAUUAUUUCACCUCAAUAAGUCUGUUGAAAAAUCAAAUUCAUAAUUAUUUUGGGAAAUAAGCUAGAAAUAGCUGUUUUCUAAACAAUUUUCUGAUUUUAAUGCAUUACUUCAUCAUUAAUAUCAUCUACAUGCAUGUAUUUUAUAACAAAGUAUCAUCAUUUAACUAAGGCUUAUAAACAAUAUAUUUGUAUGCCAAAUCAGGGACAUUUUAAAUAAAUUUUCUUAGAAUACCAACGAUUACAGACAAACUAAACCUUUUCGUCUUCCACUCAUGAGAGUAAAUCCUAAGAAUGGACAAAAAGCCAAAUCAGGCAAUAUAAACAGAAUAAAAAACAAACAAUCAAAGAGACUGGGAAAAAGAACGGGCUGUAAGACGAAAAGUUUCAAUAUGUUUGUCUUCGUUGGUUUCCUUCAAAUCGUUGUACUAAUCCUCUUUUUAAGUACUGCUUGGUUUAUUUCCAGCCACAAUAUUGACUAAAUUGGCGCUGACGAUAGGCUAGUUCUUAUUUUAUAUUGGGAAUCUCGGCUCGCUAAACGAGUACAUGUAUAGCUUUUCUGAGAUUCCCUCUUAGUUAUAUCAAGCAAUAUCAAAUAUUUGUCUUAUUCUCAAACUUAAAUGUACUCUGUAAACU
Molecule: messenger RNA, 2476 nt
Organism: Strongylocentrotus purpuratus (purple sea urchin)
Lineage: Eukaryota; Metazoa; Echinodermata; Echinoidea; Camarodonta; Strongylocentrotidae
Exons: 3
Coding region: 1-1092 (363 amino acids)
Source: RefSeq, a predicted model, not a curated record